AUGAAACCCAAUGUGGGGCAACAAGUUCCUUGUAUGUUUAAUAACAAUGAUCUUUUGACAUUGGCCAAAUGCAACUAUUUACCUUACGGAGUUGAUUAUCCACAAGGGCCGACCGGCCGGUUCUGUAAUGGCAAAAAUAUCCCCGAUUUUCUAGUGGAGUUUUUGGGUUUCGAGAAGGCUAUUCCGCCAUUUGCAACCGCAAAUGGAAGCGAGAUUCUCAAAGGCGUCAACUAUGCAUCGGGCGGAGGCGGAAUUCUUGACUACACCGGAAUAUUGCAGGGUGAUCGGAUAGGUAUGAAGAGACAAUUACAUAAUCAUGGAGUGACAAUUUCGAAAACCAACCGUUUGUUGGGAAAUGAAACAAAAGGUAGAGAGCAUUUGAAGAAAUGCUUGUAUGUGGUGAACAUGGGCUCCAACGAGUAUGUCAACAACUACUUGUUAUCACCACUUUACCUAACUAGCCUUUUCCAAACUCCACAACAAUUUGCAGAAACAGUCAUCAAUCACUACUCUCAACAACUUAAGAGCUUGUACAACUAUGGAGCAAGGAAAAUAGCUGUUUAUGGGUUGGCUCCACUUGGUUGUAUACCAAAAAAUUUGUAUAAAAUUGUAAGCAACGGAUCAAUUUGCAACAACACCAUUAAUGAAAUCGUGCAGCCCUUCAACAACCGGUUGAAGCCACUCAUCGACUCCUUGAAUGCCGAUCUCCACGGCUCGCAUUUUACCAUGAUCAAUUUUACUAGUCUUAUUACACAAGGCCACAAUUCAGCACUACUAGGCAUUAAAUUUACAAAUGCUUCUUGCUGCACGGUAUCAAAAAUAAGUAACGCUAGAGAAGAAAUAUGCAGCAAUAGAAAUGACUAUUUUUUUUGGGAUAAUUAUCAUCUCACCGAAAUCGGAAAUCGAGCUGCAGCUGCGAGAUCCUACCGUGCGGAGCUGCCCUCCGAUGCUUACCCUUUCGACAUUCGUAGCCUCGUUCAUCAAUAA
Salvia hispanica is the source of this 987-nucleotide messenger RNA. The record is from RefSeq and is a predicted model, not a curated record. Lineage: Eukaryota; Viridiplantae; Streptophyta; Magnoliopsida; Lamiales; Lamiaceae.